AUGAAGCCUUACGAUGCGACCACGGAUCCGGAGGAUCAUUUGUUUGCAUUCCUGACCCAAAUGCGUCUGCAAACUGCCGCAGAUGCAGUCAGGUGCAAGACUUUUCCCAUGUUUCUGGAGGGGAAGGCACGUCAGUGGUUCCAGGGGCUUCCCCCCAAGUCCAUUAGGUCCUUUGCUCAGCUUGCUCGGCUGUUUGCAGCCCAGUUUGUCUCAUCACGAGCCUUCUCCAAGAGCACGGCGCACCUAAUGACCAUUCAGCAAAGGCCUGAGGAAUCCUUACGCGAAUACAUGGUGCGUUUCAACAACGAGUCCCUUCAGGUCAGGGAUCGCGAUGACAAGGUGGUUAUGGCAGCCUUAAUUAACGGGCUGCGCAAGCAGAAGCUCUACACCGAGCUCGUGGAGAGACCUCCCAAGUCGGUACGGGAAAUGCUGGACCGAGCUCAUGAGAAGGCCAAUGCGGAGGAGGCUAAUCGCCUUAAGAGCGCACAAGAAAGGCUGAGGGAUGACAAACGUAGGAGGGGAGCCGACCAGGUGAAGGCUCGUCCCAACCAGGGAAGGAAGAGCACUUACGAUCGCCUCCCCAAGAGCCGUCCAAGUGGAGGAGAUAAGCCCUGGACUAGCCUCACCGCACCUCGAGCUCGGGUGCUGGCGGUCAUGGAACAGGAGGGGCUCUCCCGACCUCCUCGACCUUUGGGAGGGGACAAAAGCAGACGGGACCAAGGGUUGUUCUGCGCCUAUCAUCGAGAUGUGGGGCAUGACACGGAGGACUGCCGUCACCUCAAGAAGGACAUCGAGAAACUAAUCAAACGAGGUCACCUCGGGCAGUUCAUACGAGAGGACCGGGCUGACCAGCAACAAGGGAGGUCCAGGCCAGAACGACCAAGCUACCUCCGGGAUCGACCUCAGGGGCCUCAUGGUCGAGCUCCUGAACAGGAAACGCAGAAUCUGGCCGGGGUGAUUAAUACCAUCGCAGGAGGACCGGCUGGCGGGGAUAGUCAUACAGCUCGGCGGCACAAUCGACCUCCCCCCGCGGGGGAGAGCUCGGCCAAGCGUCUGAAGAUGUAUGAGGAAAUUAUCUACGGACCAGAUGACGCAAUCCCCCUGGCCUCCAACAAUCAUGAAGCUAUUGUGAUUGAGGUCAUCACCUGCAAUUACAAGGUGAAGAAGGUAUACAUAGACAACGGGAGUGCUAUAGACGUGCUGUAUUACAAGACUUUUAAAGAGCUGCAGCUGGAGGAUAGGCAGCUGGUCCCGGUUCGGACUCCAUUAAUCGGGUUUGCAGGCCCUCCCGUGAGGCCAGAGGGAAUGAUCACCCUCAUGGUUACGGUCGGAGUAUCCCCGAAGUGCCGAACUGUUCCGGUAAACUUCGUGGUGGUUAAGGAGCCGUCGUCAUACAAUAUGAUUUUGGGACGGCCCACACUGAAUGCCCUCCGAGCUGUUUGCUCUACGUUGCACCUCAGCAUGAAGUUUCCUACUCCCGAGGGGGUGGCUGAGGUGCUCGGGGAUCCAGAAGUGGCCAGGGCAUGUUACAUUGCUACCCUCAAGGGCAAAGAGAAGUUAGCAGCUCAAACAGCUUGCUUAGAGCCCUGGGAGCCCAUGGAGAAGGGAGAAAGAUUGGAAACGGACGAGGGAUUAACCGAGCUGCCCGUCCAGCCCGGCCGACCUGAGCGCACCAUGAAGGUCGGCAUGGGCCUAGCCGAGCUGGUCAAGAGUUCUUUGGAAGCUCUCUUGGAGAAAUAUGCUGAGAUCUUCGCUUGGAGUGCUGAUGACAUGCCAGGAAUCCCCACCGAGUUGGCGGUUCAUAGGCUACAGGUGGAUCCCAGCGUCCGACCUGUGAAACAGAAGAAAAGGAACUUUGCUCCUGAACGAAAGGAGGUCAUCAAAAGCGAGGUGGGUAAGCUGCUGGAGGCCAAGAUCGUUAAGGAGGUCUACUACCCGACCUGGUUGGCUAAUCCGGUGCUGGUCAAAAAGGAGGAGAAAGCCUGGAGGAUGUGUGUGGAUUUCACAGAUUUGAAUAAGGCUUGCCUUAAAGAUUGUUACCCACUUCCCCGGAUUGAUCAGCUCGUGGACUCAACAGCAGGUUAUGAGAUUUUCUGUUUCUUGGAUGCUUUCAAGGGGUACCAUCAGAUAGCCUUGGACGAGGAGGACCAGGAGAAGACCUCGUUUAUCACCGAGGAUGGCACAUAUUGUUACGUCACCAUGCCGUUUGGUUUAAAAAAUGCAGGUGCAACCUAUCAAAGGCUGGUAAACAAGUUGUUCAGGAAUCAGAUCGGCCGAAACCUGGAGGUUUAUGUGGACGAUAUGUUGGUGAAAAGUCGAACUCAGGAGCAGUUCAUCUCCGACCUGAGGGAGAUUUUCGAGAUCUUUUGA
This is a messenger RNA of Coffea arabica (coffee), 2370 nucleotides long. RefSeq lists its product as uncharacterized. The record is from RefSeq and is a predicted model, not a curated record. Lineage: Eukaryota; Viridiplantae; Streptophyta; Magnoliopsida; Gentianales; Rubiaceae.